CUUAGCGCGCGACAUGGCGAAGUGAUGAGAAGUAAACAGUUUAGAAUUGUUUUUAUUUGUCUGAAUAAAUGGUUGUUGUUGAGUGUGUUUGUGCACCAGCAUGUGCGUUAAACCGUAACCAAAAACAAACAACGUUAUUUUUUUUAAAUAAUGUCUACGCCUCUAGAUAGUUAAUAGUGCACGAGGAUGGACUGCGUCGCUACAGGAGGAAACGUCAAAGUGCUGGCCAAAGCAAUACACUCCCUUUCAAGGAUUGGAGAAGAACUUUACUUGGAGCCCACUGAGGAUGGGCUAACCCUGCGUGCAGUGAACUCAUCUCGAUCAGCGUUUGCCUAUUUCCUGAUGUCUCCACUCUUCUUCCAGAGGUUCCAGCAUCCUCCAGACCAAGCCUUUCGCUGCAAAAUGCCCAUCAAAAGUGUACAGACAGUUUUUAGGUCUCUCUCAUCUCUAGAGCGCUCUGUGGAAAAGUGCCGCAUUGAGAUGAACACCGAGAAGAGUCGUUUGAGAAUCACACUCCACUGCAAACAUGGGCUUUUAAAGACACACAACCUGUCCUUUCAGGACUGUGAGUGUUUGCAAGCAGUGUUUAACAAGGACACCUGCACCAACGUGCUCCAAGCUCAACCCAGGUUGUGGGUGGAUACAGUACUGCAUUUCCCACCCUCUCUGGACGAAGUGAACGUAUCAGUGAGCAGCGAUCGGGUUUGGCUCAGGAACCACGUGGAAGACGAUGCAGAUUCAUCAAAAGCCAUGAUGACCGAGUUGUGUUUGAGCUCCGAUGAAUUCGAUCACUUUGCUAUUGGCUCUGAGACCAGCAUCACCUUUUGUCUCAAAGAACUCCGGGGUUUAUUGGUGUUUGCUGAAACAGCAGGUCUUCCCAUCUCCAUGUAUUUUGAAGAGCCUGGCAGCCCUGUUGUCCUGAGCGUGUCCGACAGUGUCUUAGAGGCGAACUUUGUACUUGCUACUCUGUCUGAAGACACACACCAGCACAACCACAACAACAACAAAGCUAAUGGAGCCCGUGCUGAACUCCCACCCGACGACUUUAUGUGCGAUGAUAUUGACUCGUAUCUCAUCGCCAUGGAGACCAGUGACCUCGCUGGCCCAUCUUACCAACCUCAACCUCAAACGUCCUCCACCAACCACAAAAACCGGUUGUCCAGCGAAGAGGAAGACGAGGAUGUGGAGCCCGAGGAGGAGUCAGUGUUGGGACCACCCAAUAAAAAGUUCUGCUCACUUUUCUUCGGCUCCGUGAUACCGGAUUCGACUAAGGCAAACGAUCAGACAAUGCAGAGCCAGGAAGUGCUCGCCAGCGACAGCGAGGACGAGAGACAGUCGGAAUAAACUGCGCAGCAAAGAGCAAAAGAAAAGAGCAAAAAAGAAAAUGGACA
This is a messenger RNA of Tachysurus vachellii, 1391 nucleotides long. RefSeq names its product RAD9 checkpoint clamp component A (gene rad9a). The transcript is spliced from 11 exons. The record is from RefSeq and is a predicted model, not a curated record. Lineage: Eukaryota; Metazoa; Chordata; Actinopteri; Siluriformes; Bagridae. Gene Ontology annotation, biological process: mitotic intra-S DNA damage checkpoint signaling; DNA replication checkpoint signaling; cellular response to ionizing radiation. Gene Ontology annotation, cellular component: checkpoint clamp complex. Bases 187 to 1344 code for a protein of 385 amino acids.